Messenger RNA from Choloepus didactylus (southern two-toed sloth), 936 nucleotides. RefSeq names its product putative olfactory receptor 10D4. Gene Ontology annotation, molecular function: olfactory receptor activity; G protein-coupled receptor activity. Lineage: Eukaryota; Metazoa; Chordata; Mammalia; Pilosa; Megalonychidae. Gene Ontology annotation, biological process: G protein-coupled receptor signaling pathway. Gene Ontology annotation, cellular component: membrane. The record is from RefSeq and is a predicted model, not a curated record. The coding region runs from base 1 to 936 and encodes 311 amino acids. The transcript has a single exon.
AUGAGAAACCACACGUUGGUGACCGAGUUCAUCCUGCUGGGAAUCCCUGGGACGGAGGGACUAGAGACAGUCCUUUUCACCCUGUUCUUCUCAUUUUAUUUGUGUGUCCUCCUGGGAAAUGCGCUCAUCCUUACAGCUAUCAUCUCUUCCUCUCAUCUUCACACCCCCAUGUAUUUUUUCUUGGGAAACCUCUCCAUGUUUGACCUGGGUUUCUCUUCAACAACCACUCCCAAGAUGCUGUUAUACCUUUCGGGACAGAGUCCAGUUAUCUCUUUCCAGGGCUGUGUUGCCCAGCUCUUCUUCUACCAUUUCCUGGGCUGCACGGAGUGUUUCCUGUACACGGUGAUGGCCUACGACCGCUUUGUUGCCAUAUGUCACCCUUUGAGAUACACGGUCAUCAUGAACCGCAGAGUCUGCUCCACCCUGGCCACUGGGUCCUGGAUGGGUGGCUGCGUCCACACUAUUAUCCUAACCUCCCUCACCUUCCAAUUACUCUACGGUGGCUCGAACGAGGUGGGCUAUUACUUCUGUGACAUACCUGCCGUCUUACCUCUAGCUUGUGAAGACACAUCUCUAGCCCAGAGGGUAGGUUUUACAAAUGUUGGUCUUGUGUCUCUCAUUUGCUUUUUUCUCGUCCUUGUUUCCUAUACUCGCAUCGCGAUCGCUAUAUCAAAAAUUCACUCAGCAGCAGGCAGACAACGAGCAUUCUCCACCUGCAGUGCUCACAUCACUGCCAUCCUUUGUGCUUAUGGGCCAGUGAUCGUCAUCUAUCUACAACCCAACCCCAGUCCCUUGCUUGGUGCUAUAAUUCAGAUAUUGAAUAACCUUGUAACCCCCAUGUUGAACCCACUGAUCUAUAGCCUGAGGAAUAAGGAUGUAAAAUCAGCCCUGAGGACUGUAUUUUCCAAGAGAGGAUUCUCCCUGGAGAAUAAAUGA